CAUUAUCAACAGUCUCUCACUCAAAAACCAUCAUCAAUAUCUCUUCUCUUCAUUCCUCUUCUCCCUCUCCCUUCAAUUUUUUCUCUUUUUUUCCCCUCAAUUUUUUCUCUUCUUCAAUUUUAGCCCUACAUACAACAUAAACAACAACAAUUUUAGCCCUCACUCACAAACCCAUUUCUCUCAAGUUUUAGCAACACUUUUGAUGAAGUCGUCACAAAAAGCAACUGUUUUGGCUUAAUUAUUAGUAUUAUUGUUGUUAAUUUUUUACAAGGAUGGAGAUAAUAACACCAGUACCAGCAACAGCAACAACAACAGCCAAAAACGCAACCGCGAAAUCGCCAGAACCCGACGUAGAGACGCCGACCCGGAUCCACCAAAACCCGAACCUGAAUCCAAAGCCGGUGUCUUUCUCCAACGGCGUCUUGAAGCGCCACCAUGCAAACCACCGCCCCAACGCGGUGGUUUACAAGGAAUGCUUGAAGAACCACGUGGCGAGCUUGGGUGGCCACGCUUUGGACGGCUGCGGCGAGUUCAUGCCGUCGCCGGCGGCCACCGCCGACGACCCCAGCUCCAUCAAAUGCGCCGCCUGCGGCUGCCACCGGAACUUCCACCGCCGCGAACCGGAGGAGACACCCAUUUCUCCGGCGACGCACCAUGUUCUAGAGUACCAGCCCCACCACCGCCAUCACCCUCCUCCGCCGGCCCCGUCGCACCGGAGUCCGAACUCCGCCUCCCCGCCGCCGAUCUCCUCCUACCCCUCCGCCCCCCACAUGCUCCUCGCCCUCUCCGGCGGCGGUGGCUUCUCCGUCGCGCGGGAAAACACCGGCGCGCCGGCGCCGGCGCACAACCACUCGCGUAAACGCUUCCGAACGAAGUUCACCCAAGAACAAAAGGAGAAGAUGCAUGAGUUCGCCGACAAAGUUGGGUGGAAGAUGCAGAAGCGCGACGAUGAAAUGGUUAUGGAGUUCUGCAACGAGAUUGGCGUCGAAAGAGGGGUUCUCAAAGUGUGGAUGCACAACAACAAGAACACUCUCGCGAAAAAAGACAACCUUAACAACGGUAACGGUAGCACUCUGAGUGUCAGCGCCAACGGGAUUUCUCUGGAUGGCGCUGUUGGGAGUGCCACCGUUAGAACCGGUGUUCAUGUCCCCGAACAUGGACAUGAACACAGCGGAAUUAAUGGUAACGGUAGCGGCGACAACAACCACAACCACAAUCUCGCUUCCCAUGAUGUGAACGAGUACGAGAAUGAUAGUGGGACUAACGGGGGUGGUACUAAUGGGUCUUCUUCUUCUUCUUGAAAAGAAAAAAAAAAUGAGAGAAUAAUGAUAUGUUUAGAUGAUAGAGUAAUUAAGAGGUGGUACCGGUUAAUUACUUAAUUAGUCGUUUUUCUUCCUUCUUUCUUUUUAUUUUGAUUUAAUUGUUUAGUUUUUGUUAAUUAAUGAGAUGCUGAUGCUGAUGAAGAAGAUAAUCACCUUCUUAACAUGGGAGAGAGAUUUGAUUUUGAUGAUAUUGAUAUCCGCAGGGAAUUUAGUUUUCUUGUUUGAUUCUGCUGCUUAAUUAUAGUUAAAUAUAGUGUUAAUUAAUAAUUAGUGCUUUCAUUUCCCCAAUCUCACUUCUUGAAUCUUGAGUGU
Glycine soja is the source of this 1634-nucleotide messenger RNA. RefSeq names its product zinc-finger homeodomain protein 9-like. Gene Ontology annotation, biological process: regulation of DNA-templated transcription; regulation of developmental process. The record is from RefSeq and is a predicted model, not a curated record. Gene Ontology annotation, cellular component: nucleus. The transcript has a single exon. The coding region runs from base 273 to 1301 and encodes 342 amino acids. Lineage: Eukaryota; Viridiplantae; Streptophyta; Magnoliopsida; Fabales; Fabaceae. Gene Ontology annotation, molecular function: DNA-binding transcription factor activity; transcription cis-regulatory region binding.